AUGAUGUCAAUGAACAGCAAACAACCUUUCAGUAUGCAUCCCAUACUGCACGAGCCGAAAUACACGCCUCUGCAAUCGAGCUCCGAGGCCAUACGGAGGGCAUGCAUGCCCACUCACUCGGUGAGUUACCAUCACAUUCAAAUUAUGCAAUUAUCAAGAAUAAUUAUAAAAUAAUUAAUAAAAAAAAGAAUGAAAGGUAUAGCCUUAAUUCAAGUUUUAAGUUUUAAUGUCACGGGCACAAGUACAGUGAAAUGCCUUUCUUGCUAGCUCUAAACCCAACAAUGCAGUAAUCAAUAUAAAUUGUAGGGGAGAAUGGGACAUUGGGUGAAGCAACUCGCUAAAUGCUUUGUAAUUACACGAAAAUCACGUAUUGUCAAUAUCGUAUUGUCAAUAUCAUGUAUUCAGUCAGUCUCUCAUGUCAAAUUCGUCUCAUUCCAUGGUGCAGAGAAAUUAUUGAAGAUCAUUUUUAACGAAUAAUCAAAUGUGAUGGUGCAGUGGAUGAUUUGGGCAUAUGAAUAGUUGGUAUUAUAGUCACGUAUUGGUACAUUAAAUUAACUAAACAGUUUGAUAUUGUGGAUGAUCAAUUACUUAUUGUGGAUAAUGUCAUUUAUAAUCUUUCCACAAAAUGUAAACAUUUCAAACCUCGUGGGUAAUGCAUUUCCAUUUAAAAAACAUUAUCCAAAGUUAUCCUAAACUCUGAGUGGUGCCUGUUUGGGCAGCAUUAAUAACCUGUCUCCUCUCUGCUUCCCCUGCUCCUCUCCAUCACAUAGCUGCAGGGCAACAUCUUCGCCGGCUUUGAUGAGACUUUACUGCAGAGGGCAGAAGCGCUGGCGGCGGUUGAUAUCGCAAAGAGCCACCCUUACAAGCCAGACGCGACCUACCACACCAUGACCACCAUGACCAGCAUGACCUGUACCCCCACCUCGUCCUCGGCCCACCUCCACCACCCAUCCGUGCUCACCUCGCACCACCACCACCACCACCCCCAUCACCAGGGCUCUCAGGGCCUGGAUGGCGACCUUCUGGACCACCUGACCCCCGGCAUGUCCAUCUCCCUGGGAGGAAUGCCCGGCUCUGACGUCUGCUCCACGGCCUCCCAUCCGCACGCCCACAUGUCCGCCAUCAACCACAUGCAGCACCACCAUCAUCACCAACAGGCCAUGAACAUGCACCCCCACAGCAUGGGCUCGCACACCUCGCUGGGCGGCGGCGGGGACUCAGAGCCAGACCCCAGGGAGCUGGAGUCCUUCGCAGAGCGGUUCAAGCAGAGGCGGAUCAAGCUGGGGGUUACGCAGGCGGACGUGGGCUCGGCCCUGGCGAACCUUAAAAUCCCCGGGGUUGGUUGCCUCAGUCAGAGCACGAUUUGCCGGUUCGAGUCCCUCACCUUGUCUCAUAAUAACAUGGUGGCCCUGAAACCCAUUCUGGAAGCGUGGCUGGAGGAGGCAGAGAGGGCGCAGCGGGAGAAAAUGACAAAGCCGGAGAUUUUCAACGGAGGAGACAAGAAGAGAAAACGUACCUCCAUCGCUGCUCCGGAGAAGCGCUCUUUAGAGGCAUAUUUCGCCGUGCAGCCAAGGCCCUCGUCAGAGAAGAUUGCAGCGAUAGCCGAGAAACUGGACCUGAAGAAAAACGUGGUCAGGGUGUGGUUUUGCAAUCAAAGGCAAAAGCAGAAAAGGAUGAAGUUCUCUGCAACACACUAG
Molecule: messenger RNA, 1697 nt
Organism: Coregonus sp. 'balchen'
Lineage: Eukaryota; Metazoa; Chordata; Actinopteri; Salmoniformes; Salmonidae
Source: the annotation of a GenBank genome assembly